This is a messenger RNA of Culicoides brevitarsis, 3857 nucleotides long. RefSeq names its product DNA repair protein complementing XP-C cells homolog (gene Xpc). Bases 181 to 3600 code for a protein of 1139 amino acids. Gene Ontology annotation, cellular component: nucleotide-excision repair factor 2 complex; nucleus; cytoplasm. NCBI's taxonomy places the organism in Eukaryota, Metazoa, Arthropoda, Insecta, Diptera, Ceratopogonidae. Gene Ontology annotation, biological process: nucleotide-excision repair; mismatch repair. Gene Ontology annotation, molecular function: damaged DNA binding; single-stranded DNA binding. The record is from RefSeq and is a predicted model, not a curated record. The transcript is spliced from 4 exons.
UCGAUGGCGGCAGAUUUCACAAGAUUGUUUUUUGUUGAUUUUUAAGGUAAAUUUGUGUUAAAUCUGACGAAAAUCGUAUGAAAACUGCCAAAAAAGCCCUUUAGAAACCGAAUUCGAUGAAGAUUGUUCGUUAAAAACUUUAUUUUUUGUAGAAUUUUAAACCCCUAAAACUCCCCAAAAAUGUCUGAUGAGGAAGAAGAAUGGAUGUCAAGUGAGGAUGAUGGCGACUUUUCAGUUAGCGAAGACGAGUGGUUGCCGGGUUCGAGUGAGAAAAAGCGAAAAUCACGCAACGACACAAUGGAUUCCGAGAGUGACUUGAGCGAAGAGGACGAAGAAGACAUAGAAACUGAAGAUGAGACUCCCGAUUCUGGCACUCCGGUAAAAAUGACGCGAAAACAGGCAGCAAAACGAGGUGCAGUUGCGAAGAAAAAAAGUCCCGCUGGCGUUCGAAAGUUAUUUUCAAAGUACAAAGCUGUCCCCGAAGCAACAACAUCCACUACAAAUGUCUCAACGAGCCUCAGUGACAUCCUAAAACGAUCUCAAUUCCAAUCAAAAAAGCUAAAUUCAUCACAAACCGAGUCAAGUCAAGUGUCGUCGACGACAAAAACGCUUGAGGAUGACGACGAAUCGAGUAGUAGCGGCGACGAACAUCUCGUACCUGCGGAUCAAAUCAAUUUGAAUUCCGAUUUUUUUAAUGUUCAACCCUCGACGUCGCGCGAAACGCAGAACGAGGAACCGCCAGACUUUGAUUGCAACUAUGGCAUUGAAAAAUCAGACGAAUCUGAGGAGGAAAAUGACUCGGAAACGGAAUUUCAUGGAUUUAGCAAUGAAUCAAUGAAUCGCAGUGCAUCUAAAUUACCUCAAAAAAAUAAGAAAAAAUCACAAGAAAAGUCAAAAAUCGUAGAUUUGCAAGAAUUGCACAAUUUUAAUAAAAAUCUCGAAGACGCCAAGAAAAAAUUAGAAGGAUUCCAAUCGAAAAAUUUCGCCCAAGAAGAUGUAAAUGUCUCACAAUUGCUUGCCAUGGGCGAAGAAAGUGCCGAAAAACCCAAAAAAUCGAAAGAAACCAAAAGUAAUAAACGCAAACAUGAGGAAUCGGGUUCCGAUUGGGAAGAAGUCGAAGAUGAAUUGGACAACAUUUCAUGCGAAACGCAAAGCAAGGAUUUGCAAAUUACCGUCGAACUUCCGGGUCACAGUCGCAAACGAACUGCCAAAGAAGUCGAUAUCGAGGCGCAAAUCAAGCGAAAAUUGAACAACAUCAAAAAAAUCAAUCAAGUUUACAUGCAUAAAGUGCAUUUGCUUUGCUGGAUCGCUUACGGCAAUCGCGUGAAUAAAAUUUUAAACAGUCCCGGACUCUACAAAGUUGCUUUAAAGACUUUGCCGGUGCCUGCAAAGCCCUGUUACCCCAAAGAUAAGACCGAUAUCAAGUAUUUCGAGAACAUCAGUACGUGGUUUCGUCAACAAUAUUCGUUAACGAGUCAAAGUGUGUAUCCGACGAUGACGACAUUGCCGCCGCUCGAGACUUCGUUGACGUUGCAGAUCAGUAAUGGCAAGAAAAUGAUUUGUAAACGUGAUUUUUGCAUGGCUUUCAUUGUUUUGUUGCGAGCGAUGGGAUUUCAGGCACGUCUUGUAAUGUCGAUCACGGGAAUUCCAUUGAAACCGCCUUCGAGCGAGUUGUGCAGCUUGUCAAAAUCUAAAACGUUCAAAGGAUACAAAAAACAAGAAGAGGAUAAUGUCAAAAGUCCCAGUAAAAAAACGACUUUGGAAGAGUUGAAAAAAGGACGCAAAAAACCCGAGAUCAAAGAAGAUCCAAAACCCGAACGGAAACGAAAAGCACCCGAAGACCCAAAAAAAUCAAAGAAAAAACGUCAAGACGAGCCAAAAUUGGAGCAACUUGAUGGCGCCAAUGACACUCCCCCGCCGAAAAAUCGUCAAAAACCAUCGACAUCAACGAAUUCCGUGCCCUCCGUCGACAGUCCCUUCAAGAAAAAGAUCAAAGGUAACACAAACGGGUCUCCCAGCAUCAAACUGGACAACUUUGCACCCCCAAUGAAGCCUAAAAUUAAACGUCUUUCAGAAGUCCCAACGUUCGAUGUCGCUCCAAGUCCCUUAAAAACGCGUCGUCAACGCCAACAAGAAGGAUCUGCACCAAAAAUGCCCGCAAAAACUAAAGUUACCAAAACUACCUCGUUACCCAUAAGCAAUACCAAGCCUGAAACAAGCACAAAAAAGUCACCAUCGAUCCUAAAAACUCAAACAAGCUCGAAAAAAGACCCAAAUUCACGCAAAUCCGUUUCAUUCGAGAGCCCAAAGCCAAGUACGAGCAAAAAAUCGAGCGGCCCACGUGGGCAUCAAAAUAAAAAACAAAAAAUUGUGAUUCCAAGCAGUGACGACGAGGAUCUAUUUGAACCGGAUAUCGUCUUCAACAAGCCUCUCGUGAACAAAAAUGUCGAAAAAGUCAAGAAAAUCGAUCGUCGUAUGUUGUCAAGUGACGAAGAUACGCCUAAAAGACCGGGAAAUAAGAAAAAUCAUGUGAACGUUUGGGUUGAAGUUUAUGCGGAAAAGGAAAAACGUUGGAUUACGGUCGAUUUAUUUAAGGGAAAAGUCGAUUGCGUCGAUGUAAUUUGCCAAAACGCGACUUCGCCCAUUACUUAUGUGCUUGCAUGGAAUAAUGACAACUCCUUGAAGGAUGUUUCGCCGCGUUAUUGCGAACAUUGGAACACAGUAACGCGAAAAUUAAGAGUUGAAAAGGAAUGGUGGGAUGAAACAAUUCAACCUUACUUGUCGAAACACGUCACGGAACGAGAUAAAGCUGAAAAUAAGUAUUUUGAGAAGAUUCAUUCGACGAAACCGAUGCCAACUGCGAUAUCAGACUUCAAAAAUCAUCCGUUAUACGCCCUCGAACGCCAUUUACUCAAAUUUGAGGCUCUUUAUCCGCCUGAUGCUCAACCAAUUGGUUGGAUAAGGAAUGAACCUGUUUACCCACGAGAUUGUGUCUACACAUUACUCACACGAGAAAAAUGGGUGAAGGAAGCUCGUGUCGUAAAACUCAAUGAGGAACCUUAUAAAAUUGUCACAUCACCAAAAUGGGACAAAUAUGCACAAAAAAUCCUCAAAAAUUGUCCCGUCGAGCUCUUUGGAAUUUGGCAAACUGCCCCAUAUGAGCCUCCAACUGCUGAAAAUGGCAUCGUUCCUCGCAACGAAUACGGAAAUGUCGAACUUUUCAAGGAAUGCAUGUUACCGAAGAAGACAGUUCACUUGAAAUUUGCUGGUUUAAAUAAAGUUUGUAAGAAAUUGAAUGUCGAUUGUGCUCCGGCUAUCGUUGGAUUCGAUUUCCAUAAUGGAUGGUCGCAUCCCGUGUACGAUGGAUUUGUUGUUUGUGAGGAAUUUGAAGAACUUGUCACGAAUGCUUGGAUCGAGGAACAAGACGAAUUGAUGAAAAAAGAACGGGAAAAGAUCGAAAAACGCGUUUAUGGAAACUGGAGAAAAUUAAUUAAGGGACUGUUGAUAAAGAAACGUCUGCAAGCCAGAUACAACUUUGAAGCAGAUGAUGAGGAAAUUGAAGAAGAGGAAGAAAAAACUUCUAAAAAGAGUAAAAAAUAAGAAAAUUAUCAAAUUUAAAGCUAAAAAAAGAAAAAAAUUCAAAGUAUUACGUAAAAUCGACUUAAAAAAGAAGAUUUUUUGUUAAGUUUUUUACCUGUUUUAUAAAAAAUACAAAAAUACGAAGCCUGAAAAAAGACUUUUUGCCAUAAAAUUCAAAUUUUUUAACUUUCUACAUUUUUAUUCAACUAAUCAUCGUCAAUUUUCAAGUAUUUUGCUUCCCAAUCCAUAGUUUUGUGUGGUUCUCGUUCACGAGCGAG